Messenger RNA from Fraxinus pennsylvanica, 882 nucleotides. NCBI's taxonomy places the organism in Eukaryota, Viridiplantae, Streptophyta, Magnoliopsida, Lamiales, Oleaceae. The record is from the annotation of a GenBank genome assembly.
AUGUUCCUCGCCUUCCGCCACCUCUUCCGCCGCGUCGCCACCGCUAGCUCAGACGUGGACGCUGGAAACUCCAUCUUCCUCUACCAAGGUACCGUCUGGCACGAGCGUCGCCGCCCCGUCCACCAUUCAUUCAGGUACAACGUCCGAUACGCCCUUAUUGAUCUCGAUCGUACGCGUUCCCACGUUCCGCCUGAACAUCUCUCUGGAGAUGAAGCCCGGUUUGCUGCUGAGACCAAUGGCCCGGUUUUUCUGUUGACAAUACCUCCUAGUGUGGGAUAUGAACAAAAUCCAUUGAGCGUCUACUAUUGCUAUGAUGUUGAAGGCUCUACACGCACUUUGAAGAAAUGUAUUGCUGAGGUUACAAACACACCAUGGGGUGAAAGGGUGUCGUUUUUAUUCAAUCCAACCUCUGAUUUAGUUGCAAAACCUCUUCAUGUCAGUCCUUUCAUGGAUAUGCUUGGGAACUGGCGCAUGCAAACAAAUGAGCCUGGGGAUAAUCUCCGAGUAGUAAUUUCAGUACAGCACCCCGAGCUUGGUAACUAUUUCACAGCUUCAUUAACCGCCAAGAGGAUCACCUCCUCUACGGUGGAGGAUCAUGCACAAUUCUUCUGGUUGAUGCCCCACAAAGUUGCUUUAUGGAUAUAUUGGCAUGCUCUCAAACUUUGGUGGAAAAAUGUUUCGUUCAUUCAACAUCCAAGAUAUCAAACUCCAAUGUACAGAGAAGAAGCUUUUCUGCGUGACAAAAAUAUCCGAUGUUGUCGAUCAUUUGGGGGCGAUGAACUAAACAACCCACAUGUCGAAGGAGUGAAAUCUGAUCCAGUGGCUGAAACUACGGACGAUCAUCACUUCAAAUGGAGAGAUGCUAAGUGGCCCUGGUGCUGA